Messenger RNA from Symbiodinium pilosum, 369 nucleotides. Lineage: Eukaryota; Dinophyceae; Suessiales; Symbiodiniaceae. The record is from the annotation of a GenBank genome assembly.
GUGAACAAGGUGCAAAGCCAAAUCACAGAAAAGAAGAAGGCCUCAAAGGGCCAAGACAAGUGCGAAGAUCUGCUGCAGCAGAAGACCGCCCUUGAGGGCGAAGCGACAGACAUCGAGAAGGUGGUCGAAGAGACCCAAGCCAAGAGGGACAAGCUCCUAGGGGCCAUCGGAAACCUUGUCCAUGACAGCGUGCCCGUCUCCCAAGACGAAGACAAGGACAACAAGGUUGUGGCAACCUGGGGCAUUCCUCGCAGCUUCGAGGGGAAGACCUACCAGGCCAACGGCUUCCGGCCCCACUUCGAGCUUCUGGAGAUGAUCGGGGCUGUGGAGUUCGAUGCUGGGCUGGAGGCCAGUCCUGCGUUGGCUUAA